Bombus impatiens (common eastern bumble bee) is the source of this 1267-nucleotide messenger RNA. RefSeq lists its product as uncharacterized. The transcript is spliced from 4 exons. Bases 489 to 1091 code for a protein of 200 amino acids. The record is from RefSeq and is a predicted model, not a curated record. Lineage: Eukaryota; Metazoa; Arthropoda; Insecta; Hymenoptera; Apidae.
ACAAAGUUUACUAGUAAUCAAUGGCGUGACAUAGCAUAGCACACUUAAAACUACUUGAAGAUCAUUUGUAUAGGUUGUAUUGAAUUUAUAUAAAAAGUAACGUCGAUGUGGAUAUUAUACUAAUGUUGUGUUUCUUCAUAACCAAGUAAUCGAGUAACUCAAGUUACUUCUUAAUAAAUAAUAAGAAUUAUAUAUUUUAUUCAGUCUAAAAAAUAACAAGCUGUACUGAAUGACAGUGGAAUACAAAUUCUCUGCUAGCUCCUGCAUUAUUAGAUUCCGUUAAUAGGGCAGCCAUAAAACAUUUUAAUCUAAAGAACUGAUGGAGCAACAAAGAGUGAAACGAUCGUGUGAUGUAAUUACAAUAAAACUAAAAUGACAGUGCUUGUGAUAUGUAAUAGCCAGUUAAAUGCAUAGUGAACGAUGGAUACAUCAACUUUAAGACAUGUUAUGAUCUCCGAUGAAAAAUGUAAAGAAGAACAAACUUAAACAUGGGUAGCAGAGGAGUCGGGGAUAUUCCUACAAUAUUUCAUCCCCAGCAGACUCAUACCUCAAGUAUUAUUCUUGGUGAUAAUCAGCAGAACCAUGGCUCUCAAAACACUGCUGGACAAAUUACUCAUGACAAUUCUGGCUGUGAACAGCAACAAGGAUGUAGCGUUAGUGGUGGCUGUGGUGAUUCUGUACCGAGUUGUCGUUCUUUGGAAACAACUAGAAGCGGAGUUGGUUCUGGAGGAAAUGCAGAUAAUCAAGGGCACAAUACAAAUCAAACUCAAGUUCAGCCUCAUGUGACAGUACCACCAGUUACUUAUCAACAAAGGCCCAACUCCUUAUCCACUUGUUACGCAUCUUGUUGCGCCGAAUCUGCAAAAAAGAUAUAUUUUGGAGUGUGCGUCACAAUAUGUGUCACAGCAAGUUGGGUCGGUGCGACACAUUGUAUCAGAUAUUUGUAUUUUUACAAAUACGAAACUCCUAAUUAUUCAUCGUUUUCUAACUCAUCUAUUACAGGGCGUCAUCAACAUGUAAGUAUAUCCUAUCUUCAAAUCUCUCUUUUUACAUUUUUGAAUAUGGUUCAUCUUAAAAUAAAGUUUCUAUGAAACAAAUAGUAAAUUAAUGCAUUAUGAUAAGCCAGAAUUAGAUACAUUAGUAAUAUUAAAGGAUGUCUAAGAAUAGUGAUAAUGAAUAGUGAUAAUGAAUCCACGAAAACUGAGUUUCGGGACGGCACAUGGUGCGUUUAGUUUAGACAUGGUUUAGGCUAUUUCCUCAUUCUAGU